GCAUUUUUAAUAGGAAAAGAAGGUGGAUUUCCAUUCUCUCCUUCAGCACGCAAUUUUGGGUCUUUCUCGUUUUAGCACAACAACAGGAUUGUUUGUUGAAAAAUGUUCUUGUUCGAAAGGAUAAGUGACGAAGAUUGGAAGCGUAUAAAGUCAACAAGAAAAGCAUAUUCGUUUCGUAAAGACUUCAAGGCUAAAGAAAGUUCACUGGAAGAAUUAAACUGUUCUGGUAUGCUGACUUCACAGUUGGCUGAAGAAGCGUCUGUCGAAACAGGAACCAGCUGGCUUUUCAUUGCCACUCCUGAACUUAAAGUUGCCAUUAGAAGUGAACUCGUUGUUGAAGUAAUUCCUUUAAAGGAAAGUAUAGAGGAAGUGUUUUUCUCUGCUUUGAAUAAUUCUUUAAAACAACUUGCAAGAUCUUCCGACGUUUCAUUUGAUUGCGUUGUAGUGGAAACAGUGAUUAAUGUUUCUCUUUACUACAACGAACAAAGUAUUGAAAAAUACUCAGCUCUAUUAAAUUCUUCAAGUAGACUUGGAAAGUUGGCUGGCUAUUCCGAAGUGGAACGCGUUCAUUGUGUUAUAAGUGACAUCUCACAGUUGGAACAAGAACUACGAAAUAUGCAUAAAGUAUUGGAUAAUGUCAGAAGUUUACUAUUGGCUGUAGCAGAAGGUUCUAACAUAGCAAAAAGUAACGAAACAUUUGUGCAUUAUUUGCACGAAAGGAAUGGUAUGAUGAAUUGUAUAUUGUCCUGUUUGAAGAAAAUUCUCUUAUUCGAGAAUAGAACAAUGGAAGUGAAGAGUAGUCUCCGUUUGAAAGAGCAAGAAAGUAUUGCGGAUAUAAAAGGAAGGACCGAUCGCGUUUUGGAAGUUGAUAUUGCUGGAGUAUUUUUCUCUGCUGUUUUUUCUGGAGUUUUGUUGGUUCCUGCUUACUUUGCGUUCAAUAUGCUCAUUCCUAUUGAGCAUUUAAGGAAUGGAAGUACCUAUUUUUUCAUUGCUGUGGUUAUUGCUUGUUUUGUAGUUAUCUUUAUAAUGACGAUACUUUAUGCUAAAUGGCUACAGAAGAAUCGAAAAAUGAGAGUUUUGUUUGCUAAAUCUUUAUCUUUGGAUAAGAAUGAAGACAGGUUACCAUCACUGUGAAGAAGGAAUCCGAGAAAGCAAUAAAAAUAGUCUGAAGCCUUAUUUGUUUACAUUAUUGUGAUAAAGGAACAUUUUGUUCU
This is a messenger RNA of Galdieria sulphuraria, 1214 nucleotides long. RefSeq lists its product as uncharacterized. The record is from RefSeq and is a predicted model, not a curated record. The coding region runs from base 103 to 1134 and encodes 343 amino acids. Lineage: Eukaryota; Rhodophyta; Bangiophyceae; Galdieriales; Galdieriaceae. The transcript has 3 exons.